This is a messenger RNA of Xyrichtys novacula (pearly razorfish), 8451 nucleotides long. The record is from the annotation of a GenBank genome assembly. Lineage: Eukaryota; Metazoa; Chordata; Actinopteri; Labriformes; Labridae.
UCUCGGCCACCGUACAUAGCCAGACCACAAGCACAAAAAAAGCCAGAGUACACGAGUGUUACAUUGGCAUUUUUCCCCUGGAUGAAGUCUUUUAUUUUGAAAGGCAGUCAGCUGUUUCUCUGCUAACAGAGGGAAGCUGCACACCUGAUACGCAACUUGGCUGCACGGGGUGAGUGUUGUGAGCUAUCACCAUAUGGUAACUAUAACUGAGUGUAACCUGUUUCUUGAGUAAAGAAACCAUCUCUUCCGGGUUUACCACCUCCAGUCCUUACUGGUUUGUUCAUUACGGUUACAGGGUGUCUGUAGCUUUUGCCGCGGCUAGCUUGAGAGUAAUACGUAGAGUUAUUUGCUAGCUAGCAGUGAGUUGUUUUGACCACUGCUGACAGAGAUGUGACAGGCCCGGUACUUAAAGGUGUAAAAACAGCUAACAGGAUUUAGAGCUGUGUUUAUCUAUGCUUCGGUCUUUUGGUCAAGAUAAACAGCUUCGAUAAAGACAAGGCAGUGUACUUUUUUAGCUCGUUCUGGCAUGUUUUAGUUAUAAUGCUCGAUUGUGCAGUGCUGCUGUGUUUUUCUGUAAAGGAUAUUAUCAUCUUGGUGUCCACAGAGGUGUAAAUAAACCCCACCAUGCUGCCUGAUAAAGAUGGUAUCGAUGUGGGAGGCGGACAGAGUCCUCCUGAAGGAGAGGAUCCCUCUGUGAGUCUGUUCAGAGAGUACCUCCGCCUCAAAACUGUCCACCCAGAGCCCGACUAUGGUGAGAUUUCUCUGUUCUUAUUGACCUUAAAUACACAGGGUCAAAGCUGCAGAGAAUAUGUGCUGUAUAGACUUCUUUCUUUUAUUGCUGUCAAGGGUCAGCUGCCACUCUUCAGACCUAGAGUCAAAAACAGAUAGGGGAGAGUGGGGUAGGUUGAGCCACCCCUUGUUGCUUGGAAAUGGUAAAAGAAAUUGAUCAUGUGACCAAAUAUUUAGGAGAUGGGCAUCAAUUCAUGGAGUCUAUGAAGGUUAGAAGCACAUGGGUGAAGGGGUUAUAUAUUUAGUAGGGAUAUGGCUCAACUUACCCCAUACUCGGGGUAAGUUGACCAUAGGAGACCACUUUUUUUUGGGAUGCUAUAUUAUCAAGACAGUUAUGUUUACACUCAUUCUGUUGAUUUGCAGGGAUGAACAACAACAUUUUGAAAUAUAUGCAGAUACACUAGUUAGAGACAAAACUAUGAUUGUCUUGAUUUGGUGGUCUGAAAUAUGAAAAAUGGCUGAUCUUACCCCACUCUCCCCUAAGUUAAAGAGUUAACCAUCUCAUCUGUGACAUUUGUUUGCCUGUUUUAUUGGUGGUAACGAAGAUGUGAUUUGACAAAGUCCGUCUCUUAUCAGCCUCUGUUAGACAGUAGAUAGUUGAGGUUACAUAAGAAGAUUGUGGUCUUAGUAUAGAGGAAGCUGAGCUGGUAUGAAAGGCCCUUGCCCGUAAUAAAGAGGAAGAAAAUGAUUACUCUGACCAAAACAAUUGAAAGGAAUUUAAAUGAGGAUGACUGGCCCUCCUCUUUAAGAUAUUCAAUGAGAAAAAUACAAGUAAAGGACCCUUGGGCCACUUUUGUCACCUCCUCAGGCCGAGUAGCUGAAAGUUGACUUACUGGUAAAGCAACUCAACUCAAAACAGAAGGUUGUGAACAUUUAGAGUAUGAUUUAUAAUACUAAACCAAACUUUCCUGCUCUUUGUUUAUUCAUUUACAGAUGCUGCUCUGAGGUUUCUAGACAGGAUUGCAGAGGAGCUUGGGCUACCCAUUAAAAAGAUAGAGGUGUGUGUCUGUAGUUGCAACAUAAUCCAUAUAGCAAAACAUGGCAGACAUUUGCACUCUCUCCAUAUAGAAAGUCAAUAAUCCUGUCUGUUGGCCUUGCUUUAAGGUUUUUCCAGGCAGAGUCGUGUCCAUCAUGACAUGGGAAGGGACAGACCCCACCCUGAAAUCCAUCUUACUGAAUUCCCACACAGACGUUGUGCCUGUUUUUCAGGUUUGAUAUCUUCCUCUGUUUAUAGUUUAGAAUCCUGAUUUUAUCUUAAUUAGACAUGAAAAAAAUGGAUUUGAUAUGAAUCUCUUCUCCAGGAACACUGGAAAUACGAUGCUUUCAGUGCUUUCAAAGAUGCAGAGGGCAACAUUUAUGCCCGGGGAUCACAGGACAUGAAAUGUGUAACUAUACAGUGGGUAUAAACUGCAUUGAUGACUUGUUAUUGAGCAGGAUUUGUGCUCUAGUGAUGUUGUGACCUUCCUGUUUUAACAACCUUCUCUUAGCCAGCAUACUGUCAGAACCGACUACAUUUCUUACAUCUGUCAUAUCUCGUUUGUGUCUUCUUCUUUUCUUUGCAGAUACAUCCAAGCAGUCAGAAGACUGAAGGCAGAGGGACGGAAACUGCUGCGCACUGUACACUUGAUGUCUGUUCCAGGUGGCAUAUUUGUUCACUCCCCCCUUAUCCUCCCUAUAACUUAAUAUAAUAUAAUUGGACCUAACUAGAACUCUUCUUAAGUAAAAGUGUGUUUAUUGACACCUGCCUCCUUCUGCUGACAGAUAAAUGUAAAUUGUUUUAUUUCCAAAGCUAACAAAACAGAGGCAUGGUUCCUUUGUCAUGGCAUUUGUGAUACAAAGAAGUGACAGGCAUAACUCAACUCAACUCAACUUAACUUGAUUUGUAAAGCACUUUAAAACAAUCACAGCUGAACAAAGUGCUGUACAUAAAUAGACAAAACAACGCAGACAUAAAAGACAAUCAAAAAACAAUUAAAACAAUGGGUUAAAUAAAAGCAGUUAUUAAAAAGUAAAAUAUAGUUUCAGUGUUUUUAAAAACUAUUUUAAAAACAAUAGAAACAAAUAACUUAAAACAAACCAUAAAACACUGAAACAGAAGCCGAGUCUCGUGCAGGGUUGAAAGCCAAUGAAUAAAAAUGGGUUUUAAGACGAGUUUUGAAAAUGGACAGUGAGGGGGCUUGUCUGAUUUGGAGGGGUAGCUCAGAGAAGGAUCUAUCCCCUCUGAGCUUCAGUUUGGACCUCGGUACCUCGGCACAGAGCGAGCAGGGGUGUAGGGGUGGAGAAGCUCAGAGAGGUAAGAUGGAGCCAGACCAUUUAAAGAUUUAAAAACAAAUAAAAGAAUCUUAAAAUGAACUCUAAAAUGCACGGGUAACCAGUGGAGGGAGGCCAGGAUGGGAGUAAUGCGCUCCCUCUUACGUACUCCAGUUAAGAGCCGGGCGGCUGCGUUUUGUACUAACUGGAGACGUGAGAGGGAGGACUGGCUGACUCCAAAGUAAAGUGCAUUACAGUAAUCCAGCCGAGAUGUAACAAAUGAUGCAAUUAUGUUUAGUAAGACCGUAUUUGAUGUAUUGUCUUGAGGGUAACAAAUCCCAGCUUUGAGAAGGAGCAUGUGCGUUAGCUUAAAGCAAAAAAUAGCUUAAAGUGAUGUGUGAGUCUGCAGGUAUAGCACUACAGUUUCUAUUUGAACAGCACAAUGUUUUUGGGGAAUCAAAUAAAGGAGAUUGGUAUUGCAUUUAAUCUUUUUACAACAGACAGUUUUUAAUUAAAGUUUUCCCACUGAAAGUCAAGACUAAAUGUGUUCAUUCUUGAUCAUUUGCCAAUCCUGCUAAGCAGAUGUCUGAGCAGCUCGAUUGCUUGAAAACACUUAUGUGGUUGUGGAAAUCCUUUAAAUCAGUGUUUGCUGUGAUUUACACACGCUUGAUUAGCAGGUGAUUAACUAUUUGGCCAGAUUUGAAUAUGUUGGCAUAGGAAAAGAAAUGACAUCUGUUUUUUUUCUGUUUUUUAGAUGAAGAAGUCGGAGGUUACAAAGGAAUGGAAACAUUUGUGAAGCAUCCAGAGUUCCAAAAGUUAAACAUUGGCUUUGCGCUGGAUGAAGGUAAAUAAAUAAUUAGUUGAACCAUCUUCUCAAACACGGACACUCAGUAAACUAAAGAAAAAAAAACUGGAUUCAGUUAGUGACAUCAAGAAAGAAAAAUGAAUUUCUCUAUUUGUAGUUUUCUGAUUAAACUAUUUGGCCAACAUUCCUGCCAGUUGUAUAAUCAUUGUACCACACACAGUAUAUUAUACUUCAUGUUACCAUAGCAACAUCCAUCUACUUCAUGCUACAUUACCAUUAAGGUUGAUUGAAAGAGUUAGAGUGAGGCACCACUUAACAUUGUGACAUCCUCUGCCUCCAUCUAAUCCUCAUAUUAUAACAUUUUCAAUCAUUUCUUCUUCUUUUUUUCUGGGCCUUUUCACACAUUUAUCUUCUUGUAACUCUGGUUUAUUUAGUCACAGUACGUCUUCUUAGAAUUGAUAAUAAUCACGGCUCAUGGCCAACAUCAUGACCCAGAGUGAAUCCCAUGAUACCUUUAACACAAAUGGUUACUGCGUAUUUUCAGUGUUGAUGUUUUUCAAAUACAACAUGACAAGUGGAACACAUUACUGGGAAGCGAUUGGAUGGUUGGGCUUUUGUGUUGCUGUUCUUUUGAAAUGAGCUGUGUCGGUAGAAAUUACUCUGAGGAAAAUCUAUAAGUUUAGAUUUUCAGGUCCAAAAUGAUCCUGCCUACAUAGUGAUGUCUGACACAGUGCUGCAGUUUGAUUUAUUAUGAUGUUAUCAGGGCCACAAUAACAAUUCUAUCACUUACUCUACUCAGUGACUGGGGGUUCAUGUGGUUUUGUUGCUCCUCAUAAGUGUCUGGCUUUUGUUUUAUUUCGUUUUUUCUUUUAUGUUUUUUUAUCAAAUGUUGUAGAGGUUUUCAAGUCUCUUAUUUUCCUGCAUUUGUUCCUCAGGUUUGGCCAACCCUGGUGAGGCCUUCACUGUUUUCUACGGUGAAAGGAACCCCUGGUGUAAGUUUAAAAAAACACACAGCAAAAGAUUUCCACUUUUUCAUGAAUUUUACGGACGAUAGCAAUCAUCCUAGAUCAAGCAGAAUAUCUUCCUCUCGCAGGGAUCACAGUCCACUGCCCGGGGAGUCCAGGUCAUGGCUCCAGGUUUGUGGAGAACACAGCUGCUGAGAAGCUGGUAGGGGUCAAAGUCUUGUAACCAGGCAAUACAACUAUGAAACUGUAAAGGAUGUCACAAGCACUGAGAGGGACGGUCUCGCUGACUGUUUUUGUUUGUUCCUGUCAGCGGCAUGUCAUUAACUCCUUCCUGGACUUCAGAGAGAAAGAAAAGCACAGGUGAGGUUAACAUGCAAUUGGCUUUUGAUUUUUUUCACAUUGAUGCAGCAGAGACUGAGUUCCUCAUUUGUAUUACUAAGUUUUUAAAGAUGAGUUUGAAUCACUUCACAUUCAUAACACAAUACUUGAUCUACUUUUUGCCAAAUUGGAGCCCUAAGCCUUGAGCCCCAACAGGAAAUCCCAACGAUUAAGUUCCCCCUCUCUGCUGCUUUGCAUUCAAUAGGCACAAACAAUGUGCUGAGAGCGUCUUAAUUUACAUUCACUCUCCGUGUAGGAGUCGCUCUUAAUGACGUGUGAGUGUGCCAAAGGCUGGUUACCAAAACAUGUGAAGUCAAAAUGAAGAAUGCAAGAAGCCUGAGCUGGACUUGGCUGUUUAGUAAUAAUCUAUCACUUUGUCUGAAACCUAUUUGACAGAAAUAAAGAGAGCCAAAUUAAAGAACAACAGCCAUCUGGAGGAAAGCCUGUUUCUGCACUAUGAAAUAAUAAGAGAAAGAAGAGGGUUCAGUUGUCCUGAAGGCUCUAUCGUCUUUAGUCGUCCUUGUACUGAUACAGAAAUCUCAUUGAAAUCUAAACCACAUAAAACUAAACUAGUUUAGCCCAUAGACUGUAUAUACUAUGGACAACAUGGUUCUGCCUUCUGCCAACAUACGGAUUUGUAGCCAAAUAGCUCUCUGUAUUUCCGUUUUUUUUCCUCCACUUUCUGAAACCAACAUUGCGCAGUAGCAUUGUGCGCAUUCAGCGGGAGAGUCGCAGAGAGUCACUGUAAUGACAAGCGGCUUAAACAGUGUGUCCCCCGGGUGAGCUACGCAAUCUUUGUACGCCCAUAGGCUGUAUCAAGUGUCAAUCAUAGAAAACAUGAACCCCCUAAUAACUUUUAAAAACGGAGCUGCACAGAAAAAAAGAGGACUUGAGCACAAACCAGUCUUACAAUAACUACAUGUCAACAUCACAACCAGGGGGGAGAAAAUUUUAAAUUCUGUGUAAUAAAUUUCUAAAGUUUGUCCACAGCUCCAUAGGGAUUGCUGGAGGAGGCGGGUUUUAUCACCUAUACUGCAGCCCGUCACUAGAGGGUGCUGUUCUUGGAGUGGCUUCACCCAGCGAGGAGGCAGACGGCGUCCAUUUCUAUAUACAGUCUAUGUUUUAGCCCCUUUGUGCACCAUUCUCACCAGUGAAUUUUAAAGACAGUUUGUGAUAGAUUUCAUGACUAUGCCCCCGACUCAUUUUAAAUGCUGUUACAAAUGGAUGUGUGUGUUUGUGACGUGCAUAAAUAUGAGCUAAACAAUGAGCAAGAAUUAAGAUCUGAUCUGAUCAUUUCCUUGCCACCAUGUUUGUGUUGCAGGCUAAAUACCAGUGAGUGUUUCACACUCGGUGAUGUCACCACAGUGAAUAUGACCAUGGUCAAAGGAGGCGUGGCCUACAAUGUCAUUCCAGCUGAAAUGGACGUCAGCUUUGACCUAAGGAUACCACCCACAGUCAAUCUGCAGGUGGGGUGCUCGCAUGUGUCUGAAUGAGUAUACUGCAUACUGCUUUCAUGUGUGACCCAAACUUUAGCAGACAUCCGAUCCACAGACAGAUACAUCAGGUGUUACAUGUCCUCUGGCCCAGUGUGAGCUUUACAUCCUCCUUAUUAUUCCAAUUUUUCCCCAGGACUUUGAAAGGCAGAUCAAAGAGUGGUGCAGAGAAGCUGGAGAAGAUGUCACGUACAAAUUCGCUCAGGUCAGUUUAUUCACAUAUUGUACUCAACAUGAGAGUGCUGCUGGUUCCUUUUUGUUGUCAAAGAGAUAAAGAAGUUCACUGCCCUUCAUUUCAGAAACAUAUGAACCAGAACGUGACUUCAACGGAGGAAAGUGAUCCUUGGUGGAACGCCUUUAGCACCACCUGCAAGGCGAUGUGAGUUCAAUAUACGCCCGAGUUGAACAAAUAUGAGCAAUCAAAACUUUGUCUGCAGGUUGAAUGAAUCAGAAUAAGAUUUUAUCCUCUAAUUUUGCUCAAACAAUCCUUCUAAUGCAUUUACUCAUGAGCUCUUCACACCUUAGCUGCAAAUAUUCACACAACUCCCACGGUCCUUUUCCUCAUGGCUAUAAAGAACAGCAUUGUCUAUCCUGUCUCAUGCUGGAGUCAUAAUCAGAGAGUAUGAGUGUCUGUCUUUUGUCAUGAAAAUUAACUGAGUCAUUUUCUUUCGCUGUAGGAAUAUGACUCUGGAAAAGGAGAUAUUUCCAGCAGCAACUGACAGCCGUUUUAUCCGGGCAGUGAGUAUGAGAGCAGGAUGUGACAGCUGAAAAAAAAACACACUAACCCUAUUUUGAUGUUUGACGUUGCUCGGUGAAAGCUAGCCUAGUUUUCUCUGUUUUAAAAUCCAGGUUGGUAUUCCUGCUAUCGGCUUCUCUCCUAUGAAUAAGACACCGAUCCUGCUCCACGAUCACAACGAGUUCCUGAACGAGCAAGUCUUCCUGAAAGGCAUCAGCGUGUUUGAGAGGCUCAUCCCAGCUCUCGCCGGUGUUCCUGCCCGUCCCAAUGAGGCUUAGACAAGUCUGCGUAUUUAAUCCCCUCUACGACACAUUUUACUGAUGAAGUGAUUAUUCAACUUGAUAUAUUUGCAGAGAUUACCAAAGAAUAAUAACACGCACAGUCGAUCAUAAGCCAAAACUGAGCACUUAGCUUUUGAUACGACUGGUUCGUUUUUAUAAUUCUCAGGAUUUAACUUGAUUUCAUGACUCGGUAUCACAUCAGUUUCUUUUAAACAAAACACUUACUGUGUGUCAGUAAUGUUGGAGCGUGCCUGUGCAUAUGCAGUCUUAAAGAAAUAUCAGCAGUUGUGAGAACUGUGAUAGUACUAAAAAAAAAUCAGUGAACUAUAAUGUGAAGAUGACUGAUUGAUAACUGAUCAAUCAGCUUUUACUUGAUUACUUUUUUAGAGUCCGCUUGAUUUUAACUAUCAUUUCACACAUAAAAUUCUAUUUAAUAAACUUGAAUUGAAUAAAUAUGUGAUUACAGAGUCAUUACAUUCAUGAUUGUACUUGAACAAGUGAGAGGUUGUUGUCAAGAGCUCCAUUAAUGAGCAUUUUAAAGCCCAAAUGAUUAAGCAGCAGCUUUAGAGCCGUGCUGUGAGUCAGUUUCUGCCUCCGACAUACAAUUCAAAUAACAGUGUGCUUCAAGGACGUUCAACAUAAAAUUACACAUAGGAAUUGUAAAUCAGUUAUACCUCUGUAUUUGUGUAUGUGUGUUGGUGCAGAUUUUAAAUGGUCCCUAAGAACUAAGUAGCUUCCUAAAGCCAUCGUUAGG